Molecule: messenger RNA, 465 nt
Organism: Phyllostomus discolor (pale spear-nosed bat)
Lineage: Eukaryota; Metazoa; Chordata; Mammalia; Chiroptera; Phyllostomidae
Product: eukaryotic translation initiation factor 1-like
Exons: 1
Coding region: 19-342 (107 amino acids)
Biological process (GO): translational initiation
Cellular component (GO): eukaryotic 43S preinitiation complex
Molecular function (GO): RNA binding; ribosomal small subunit binding; translation initiation factor activity
Source: RefSeq, a predicted model, not a curated record
GAAAAGGAAUUGUAUCAUAUGUAUGUCAUCCAGAACCUCUACUCUUUUGAACCCUUUGCUGAUGCAAGUGAGGGUAAUGAUCUGUUUCCUGCUGGGUCUGAGAAUUAUAUCCCCAUAAGAAUUCAACAGAGGAACAGUAGGAAGACCCUUACUAAUGCCCAAGGCAUCGCUGGUGAUUACGAUAAUAGGAAACUAGUGAAGGUGUUUAAGAAGGAAUCUGCCUGCAAUCGUACCACAGUUGAGCAUCCGGAAUAUGGAGAAGCAAUUUCGUUGCAGGGUGACCAGCACAAGAACAUACGCAGUUCCUCACAGAGAGUGGACUGGCUAAGGAUGAUCAGCUGAAGGUUCGUGGGUUUUACUUGUCCCAAGUUUAAAAACCUCAUGGUUUGUAUAGUGUCACCAUUUGGGGUCUGCUUUUAUUUCUGACUAGUGUAACGCCUUCAUGCGAUAAAGUGAAAAGAGCCA